UUUACGGGCAGAAGCAGGUGAAGUGACAAGCCGGCGCCAAUUCGAAUGGAGAUAAGGUUUUUCACUUGUUCGUUGGUUGGCUACUGUAAUCUCAUCUGCUAAUCUCGUGGCUCUUAACUCCCUCCUUCCAUCUCUCUUCUUUCUUCCUUCCCUUCCCCAACUUCAAACUCAAUCAGCUUUCUCUUCUUCCGUUAAACCCUAAGCAAUGACCCUUUCUCUCCAAGCCUCCCUUAUCUGCAAUCCUUGGCCUUCUCUUCCUAAACCACGCUUUCGCCGUUCUUCUUCCCCUCAUUCCAAUCUUUCUUCUGUUCCCAAACACUCUUUCCCUUCUACUUUUCUGAAUUCCCCAUUUUAUGCACGUCCUUUCUCAAUCGCUUGCACAUUGCUUCCCGAAAACGUUAACUCCGGCUCCAAAUUCGAUACCCAUGUUGAAGAUUCCAAACCCGAAGCUUUAAUUUCGGAUUCUGAAAACCCCACCGCCAUCGAUGAGUUCGUGAAUGUUAGCGAGGGAGCUGAAGUCAACAACAUCGACGGGGAAACUGAGAAUGUGGUGGAGACUGAUAGGCUGAAUGAUAACUUGGUGGAAAAAGAAGGGCUCAAAAGCAAAAUCCCUGCCGUGGUGUUUUUAAUGGGAGUUUGGGCAAUGGUUAAAAGGGGAAUGGACAAAGCGGUGGCUUCGGGUUGGUUCAAUUGGUGGCCCUUUUGGCGUCAGGAAAAACGGCUUGAUCGCCUCAUUGCAGAAGCCGACGCCAAUCCCAAAGACGCCGCUAAACAAAGCGCUUUGUUGGCUGAGCUUAAUAAGCACAGUCCUGAGUCUGUGAUUAAGCGAUUUGAAGAAAGGGAUCAUGCGGUAGACAGUAGAGGAGUUGCUGAAUAUCUUCGAGCUCUGGUAGUCACUAAUGCCAUUGCUGAAUACCUUCCGGAUGAACAGUCUGGAAAGCCUUCUAAUCUUCCUACUUUGUUGCAAGAAUUGAAGCAGCGAGCAUCAGGAAACAUUGAUGAGUCCUUUUUAAACCCUGGAAUUUCGGAAAAGCAGCCAUUGCAUGUGGUGAUGGUUGAUCCUAAAGUUUCAAAUAAAUCACGAUUUACGCAAGAGCUUAUUUCAACUAUCUUGUUCACUGUCGCUGUUGGAUUGGUUUGGAUAAUGGGUGCUGCUGCACUUCAGAAGUAUGUAGGAAGCUUGGGUGGAAUAGGAACUUCAGGUGUUGGAUCAAGUUCCUCUUAUGCCCCCAAAGAUUUGAACAAAGAAGUGAUGCCAGAGAAGAAUGUUAAGACAUUUAAAGAUGUCAAAGGCUGUGAUGAUGCAAAACAAGAGCUUGAAGAAGUAGUGGAGUAUCUCAAAAACCCAUCAAAGUUCACCCGCCUAGGGGGGAAGUUGCCAAAGGGAAUCCUUUUGACUGGAGCACCUGGAACUGGAAAAACCUUGCUAGCCAAGGCUAUUGCGGGGGAAGCUGGGGUACCUUUCUUCUAUAGAGCAGGAUCUGAAUUUGAGGAAAUGUUUGUUGGUGUUGGUGCUCGGCGUGUGAGAUCCCUUUUUCAAGCUGCUAAGAAAAAGGCCCCAUGCAUCAUUUUUAUUGACGAAAUAGAUGCUGUUGGAUCCACACGAAAACAAUGGGAAGGCCAUACAAAAAAAACACUACAUCAGCUUCUUGUUGAAAUGGAUGGUUUUGAACAGAAUGAGGGAAUAAUUCUAAUGGCAGCAACAAAUCUGCCGGACAUUCUUGAUCCAGCUUUGACCAGACCUGGCAGAUUUGAUAGGCAUAUUGUUGUCCCAAAUCCAGAUGUUAGAGGUCGUCAAGAGAUUUUGGAGCUCUAUCUACAAGAUAAACCAAUGUCUGAUGAUAUAGAUGUUAAAGCAAUUGCCCGUGGUACUCCUGGAUUCAAUGGUGCAGAUCUAGCAAACUUGGUGAAUAUUGCUGCAAUUAAAGCUGCAGUUGAAGGUGCGGAUAAGUUGACUGCUGCACAGUUGGAAUAUGCUAAAGACAGGAUACUCAUGGGUACUGAGCGUAAAACAAUGUUUUUAACAGAAGAGUCAAAGAAGCUCACAGCUUAUCAUGAAAGUGGCCAUGCAAUUGUUGCUUUCAACACUGAGGGUGCACAUCCAAUCCACAAGGCAACAAUCAUGCCCCGUGGAUCUGCUUUAGGAAUGGUUACGCAGCUGCCUUCAAGUGAUGAAACUUCAACUAGUAAGAAGCAAUUAUUAGCUCGUCUUGAUGUUUGUAUGGGAGGAAGAGUUGCAGAAGAGCUCAUCUUUGGCCAAGACCAUAUCACAACUGGGGCAAGUAGUGAUCUGCACACAGCUACAGAGCUUGCUCAAUAUAUGGUAUCAAAUUGUGGGAUGAGUGAUACAAUUGGACCAGUUCAUAUUAAAGAGCGACCAAGUUCAGAAAUGCAAUCUCGCAUUGAUGCUGAAGUGGUGAAGCUUCUAAGAGAAGCAUAUGAUCGCGUGAAAGCCCUGUUAAAGAAGCAAGAGAAGGCAUUGCAUGCAUUAGCAAAUGCACUUUUGGAGUAUGAAACACUUAGUGCGGAAGAAAUAAAGCGCAUUCUUCUUCCUUAUCGGGAAGGAAGGUUGCCUGAGCAACAAGAACAGGGAGAGGGGGAGCUCGCGUUGGCUUAAGCUUUAACUCACAUCUGAAGGGAGCGCUGUACAGUGUAUUUUAAGCACUAGAGAAUUAUUUAUAUUAUUUGUUGCAAAUCUGCAAUUGCCCCCUACCAUUGUCGCAAGACAUGUUAUGGGAACUGUGCUUAAUCUCCAGGGGGGACUGGGCAUCGAUCAGAAUGAGAUCCCCCUGUCCUAUGCAGCCUUAAGUUCAGAAACAGCCAGCUUAGAUCGUGUACUAUUUGUGAAAUCAUAUAUUGUUUGAACUUUUUACCCCAUCUGCGGGGGAAAAUUUUGAACUGUGUAACGUAAAAGUGACAUUUAUAAAAAUCAUUACUAUCCUCUGAGUUCAUAUUUA
Molecule: messenger RNA, 2957 nt
Organism: Gossypium raimondii (Peruvian cotton)
Lineage: Eukaryota; Viridiplantae; Streptophyta; Magnoliopsida; Malvales; Malvaceae
Product: ATP-dependent zinc metalloprotease FTSH 11, chloroplastic/mitochondrial
Exons: 17
Coding region: 206-2617 (803 amino acids)
Biological process (GO): proteolysis
Cellular component (GO): membrane; chloroplast thylakoid
Molecular function (GO): ATP hydrolysis activity; metalloendopeptidase activity; ATP binding
Source: RefSeq, a predicted model, not a curated record